CCACUUGAACCGGACUGUCCGGUUCAUUUAACCGAUCCGCAAGAAAAGCGUAGGGUUUGGGGGAGCAGAGGACGCGAUGUCGCUGGCCAAGCUCUCCUCCGCCUUCCUCCGCCGUGGCGGCGCCAGCAGCCUCCUCCCUCUCUUCCACCGCCAACGCCUCGAUGGCCUCCUCUUCUUCUCCUCCGCUACCACCGGCGCCGCCUCCGAGGGGGAUUACUCAUUCCUCAGACCCCAUUUUAUGGUUGCAUAUCUCAUCAACUCCUGUGGCUUCUCCUCAGCCGGGGCGUCCAAAGCCACCAAAUUCCUCGCCCACCUUAAAUCCACCGAGAGGCCAGAUGCGUUCCUCGGAUUCAUGAGAAACCGCGGAUUCGACGACGCCGGUCUCAGAAAGAUCGUGUCUUUCGACCCUAAAUUUCUCUGCUGCGACGAUGCCGAUAAGCUCCUAGCCCCCAGAUUCCGAUUUUUCCAGGAGUUGGGCUUCUCUGGCACCGACCUCACCCGUUUAUUCCUCUCCAACCCCGACAUUCUUAGAAUCAACCUCCACCGCUCGAUCCAGCCCCGGUUGGAGUUCUGGACGGCCCUCCUCGGCUCCAAGGAGCACCUCUUGAAGGUCCUCAAGAUCAGCGCAUGGUUUCUCAGUACCAGCAUUGAGAAGAUCAUCAUGCCCAACCUCUCACUGCUGCGGGAGUGCGGCAUCUCGGAUCAAAGGACGGCUUUGGUUUUGCGCAAGUCACCUUUCUUAAUCCUCCGAAGUCCCCAAAAGCUCAGAGCUUUGAUGGAGCGGGUCGAUGGGAUGGGAGUACCCCGCAGCUCGGGGAUGUUCUUGUGGGCUCUCUGGGCUAUCAGCCUACUCAGUGAGGCCAAAUUCAAUGCUAAACGACGCCUCUUGAUGAGUCUCGGGUGGUCAGAGGUCGAAUUCUCUGCUGCCUUCUGCAAGGUCCCACUUUUUAUGACAAAUUCUGAGAAGAUGUUGUCGACCAAGAUGGCUUUCUUGGUGAAGGAAGUCGGUUAUGGCCCGUCGGAUGUUGCUUUCUGCCCGAAGCUCCUGAUGUAUAGCUUGGAGAGGAGGUUGAAGCCUCGGCAUCGAGUCAUGCAGAUGUUGGAGGCGAGUGGGUUUCCUAGUGGUAAAUGUAAGUUCAGCACUCUUAUGAAUCGUUCAGAUGAAGGGUUCAUGGACAAGUUUGUUAUACCACACAAGGAAAAGGUUCCAGGACUGUUAGAGAUGUAUACUGCUGCAUGCGGCAAGAAAGGCGCCAUGUAACUUUGGGUGUUCUUCUAAUGUGCAAUGACUUCUUUGUAUCCUUCCAUGAUUGCGUUAAGGUAUUACAUUUGGUGUGAUUACCCUAGCAAUGGUGUCAUCUGAACAUGUGUGGACUUCAUAAUGUAUGCCAUUCCAAUGAUUUAUGUGUCUAGCUUUGCAUUAGACAAUUGUAUAAAGGAGAACAUAAAAAGAUUGUAGUUCAACAAAUGAUUGAAUAUACUAAUGUUGGCACCUGUAA
This is a messenger RNA of Elaeis guineensis (African oil palm), 1499 nucleotides long. Its product is annotated as transcription termination factor MTERF8, chloroplastic. Gene Ontology annotation, molecular function: double-stranded DNA binding. The record is from RefSeq and is a predicted model, not a curated record. NCBI's taxonomy places the organism in Eukaryota, Viridiplantae, Streptophyta, Magnoliopsida, Arecales, Arecaceae. Gene Ontology annotation, biological process: regulation of DNA-templated transcription.